UGGCCCAAGACGCGCCCUCCCUCGGCGGGGACUCGGUUUCCCGCGCAGGAAUCCCCGGUCCCUCCCCCGCGGUCGGCGGCCCCUCCUCCUGAGCCAUGGUCCCCGCCCCGGGGGCCCCAGGCUGUCCCGCGGAGUCCCGGGCGGCCGGGCCCCAGGUCCCGGCGCCUACGCGGGAGGCCGCGGACGACUCGCCGCCUCUCUGGGUCUCCUCGCGGCCGGGGACCGCGAGCCCCGGGGCGGGCGGGUCGGCGCUGCGCUACGUCGAGCGGGGCAGGAUGGCGGCGUUCCUGGAGGCCGGCCUGGCGCGGGUGCUCUUCUACCCGACGCUGCUGUACACCGUGUUCCGCGGGAAGGCGCCGGGCCGCGCGCACCGCGACUGGUACCACCGCAUCGACCCCACCGUGCUGCUGGGCGCGCUGCCGCUGCGGAGCAUGACGCGCCGGCUGGUGCAGGACGAGAACGUGCGCGGGGUGAUCACCAUGAACGAGGAGUAUGAGACGAGGUUCCUGUGCAACUCCGCCAAGGAGUGGAAGAAAGUAGGAGUCGAGCAGCUGCGGCUCAGCACAGUAGACAUGACUGGAAUCCCAACCUUGGCUAACCUCCAGAAAGGAGUCCAGUUUGCUCUCAAGUACCAGUCGCUGGGCCAGUGUGUCUACGUGCAUUGUAAGGCUGGCCGCUCCAGAAGUGCCACUAUGGUGGCAGCGUAUCUGAUUCAGGUGCACAACUGGAGCCCAGAGGAGGCUGUAGGGGCCAUCGCCAAGAUCCGGUCACACAUCUACAUCAGACCUGGCCAAUUUGAGGUUCUCAAAGAGUUCCACAAGGAGAUUACUGCAGGGGCAGCCAAGGAUGAGACUUGUCACACAUCAGAGACAUGAAGUACGCGGAUACGUGGAUUAGAAAGAACUCAGGACAACCCUGCUUGCUACAGAAUAAAAAAGUUUAACAGGACCAAAGGGACUUGAGCCCAGACUUGACAUAAUAGAAAUGUGUUAAGUAAUGGAUAAUUUUACUUCCUUUGUCUUGUUUCACUUGCCUGAAAUAACACUGUUGUAUGGCUAGAAA
This is a messenger RNA of Ceratotherium simum simum (southern white rhinoceros), 1062 nucleotides long. It is a transcript of the gene PTPMT1, whose product is annotated as protein tyrosine phosphatase mitochondrial 1. Lineage: Eukaryota; Metazoa; Chordata; Mammalia; Perissodactyla; Rhinocerotidae. The record is from RefSeq and is a predicted model, not a curated record. Gene Ontology annotation, cellular component: mitochondrion. Gene Ontology annotation, molecular function: phosphoprotein phosphatase activity; phosphatidylinositol-4,5-bisphosphate 5-phosphatase activity; phosphatidylglycerophosphatase activity. Gene Ontology annotation, biological process: protein dephosphorylation.